Molecule: messenger RNA, 702 nt
Organism: Neoarius graeffei (lesser salmon catfish)
Lineage: Eukaryota; Metazoa; Chordata; Actinopteri; Siluriformes; Ariidae
Product: probable ribosome biogenesis protein RLP24
Exons: 7
Coding region: 1-594 (197 amino acids)
Biological process (GO): ribosomal large subunit biogenesis
Cellular component (GO): nucleolus
Source: RefSeq, a predicted model, not a curated record
AUGCGUUAUUACACUCGUUAUUACGCAUUAUGCGAACCUUCAAUUUAUAUCUGCUGGCAUUUCCUCCAAAAACCCUACAGAGCUCAUGAUGCUAUUGAGGAUGUGCAAGCUCUGCAGGAGCUCUUUCAAGUCUGGAGGCCAAGUACAGAUCUGCCUUCAGAUUUGCAUGGGAAUUUGUUUCUCUUGCAGGUAUUUAAAUUUUGCAGAUCAAAAUGUCACAAGAACUUCAAGAAGAAGCGCAAUCCAAGAAAGACCAGGUGGACCAAAGCAUUCAGAAAAGCUGCUGGCAAAGAACUGACAGUGGACAACUCACUGGAGUUUGAAAAGCGCAGAAAUGUUCCUGUUAAAUACCAGAGAGAGUUAUGGAACAAGACGGUGGAGGCCAUGAAGAAGGUAGAGACAAUCAAACAGAAGCGACAGGCUCGCUUUAUCAUGAACAGACUGAAGAAGGGCAAAGAGCUGGAGAAGACGGAAGCCAUCAACGAAGUCAAGAAAAAUAUCCACCUCAUCAGAGCAUCGCAUGCAGGACAAACCAAAAAGCUGGAGGAGAAGAUGGUACAGAAACUGGCAGAAGACGUGGAAAUGGCUGAAUAAAUGUUUCCUGACCUGAGUUUUGGUUGACUUGGAUGCUCAAAAAAAAAAAAAAUCAACCUUUUUUUUAAUUUGUAGGCUGUAGACAUUAAAAGUGAUGCAAUGAAGAGA